Messenger RNA from Microdochium trichocladiopsis, 339 nucleotides. RefSeq lists its product as uncharacterized. Bases 1 to 339 code for a protein of 112 amino acids. NCBI's taxonomy places the organism in Eukaryota, Fungi, Ascomycota, Sordariomycetes, Xylariales, Microdochiaceae. The transcript has 2 exons. The record is from RefSeq and is a predicted model, not a curated record.
AUGUCUGCCGAGAACGACCACGGCUUCCGCCAGAUCGAGCCCAUGCCCAGGACCUUCCUGUCCCUGGCGCCCGCCGUGUCCAACUCGUACCCGUCCUCGCAAAGCAUCAAGCCCGCGACCUCCAUGGCGCGCCGCAGCUCGAGCCUGAGCAGCGCCGGCAGCAUGAAGAUUCUCAAGCUGGGCCCUGUUCACUGGGGCGAGCACGUUGACGAGCACAAGGACGACUUUCACGAGGGUGGUGGGUGCAACAAGGCGCGCGACCUGGCGGACGCCCACGACCACAAACCCAGCGCGGCGUGGGGGGCUCAGGGUUGUAAUUGGCCCGAGUUCUCUCAGUAG